GGAGGAGGCCCGGGAAGGGAAGGAGGAGAGGCGGAGGGGACCGAGGGAAAGCCGCCGAGAGAGAACGGGGACUGGCCAGGGAGGAGGGAGGGAGCGGUGGGCGCGCCGGCCGCCCGCCGCCUCCCGGCCUCUCUUUUGUCCCUUCCCUCCUCCCUGCGUCAUGCUCCCCUGGCCCGGCCUCCCCUCCCGCUCCCUCCUCCGCCCCGCUCCUCCUCCCCGGGGCUGGAUGGAAUUUUUUCCCCUGGACCGGGGCCAGCUCCGGGGCAGGGGGGAAGCCAGGCCGGACUGGGCUGGGCAGCGGGGAGGGGCCGGGCGGGGGCCCCCCGGGGAGGGGGCUGGUCCGAGCCGCGCCGCCAGCGGGGUCCUGGGAGGGGAGCCCCGGACCGCAGAGCCGGGAGGCGCCGGCCGGAGGGAGCGGGGACUGGGAGGAGGAUGGCGGCGGGAGGAAGGGGAGAGGCCGCGGGCGGCGGAGGCGGGAGAGGAUGGAGAGGACUCGCGGUGGCCGGCCUCCCGCCGGGCCCCGGGCUGGCGGAGGAGACCCCUUCCCCCGACGCGGGAGCCGCGGGAGCCAUGUGGACCAGGGCACAGGGCCCCCGGAGGGUCGAGCAGUGCCAAGACGCCUUCACCGCUGCCUUCGAGGGCCUCUCCAACAUGCAGAUCAACUACGAGGAGCGAAGCCGCCUGCAAGACGCCUUCACCCAGAUGACCCUCUCCCUCCAGGAGGCGGCGAUGGCCCAGGGGUCCUUUGAGGACGCCUUUCCUGCUGCUGCGGAAGAAAUGAGGCAGGUCAUUUCACAGCUUAAAGAAGUUCAUCCCUGCGUCCCUCCCUGCGGGGUCCAGGAGGUCGCCCGGCGUUUCCUUUGCCACAAGUGCUUCUCCACCCUCUGCGACCUCCCGCUGGACUGUCCAGUCCAGGACGUGACGGUGAAUCGGGGGGACCAGGCUAUGUUCACUUGUGUCGUGAACUUCCAGCUGCCACCGGAGGAGAUCACCUAUUCCUGGAAGUUCGCUGCGGGAGGUAUGCGCACUCGGGACGUGGCCUACUUCAAAGACGUGCCCCAGGCCCGCGGGUACCUGGCGCGGAUCCGGCCGGUGCAGCCCAAGCACAGCGGCACCUUCUCCUGCGUGAUCAAGCACGACCAGCGCCCCCUGGCGCGGCUCUACUUCUUCCUUAACGUGACGGGCCCGCCCCCGCGCGACGAGACGGAGCUCCAAGUCGCGUUCCGGGAAGUGUUGCGCUGGGCGCCGCGGGACGCGGAAAUGAUCGAGCCCUGGAGGCCCACCCUGGGCGAGCUGCUGACCAGGCCCGAGGCUCUGACGCCGGUCAACCUCUGCCUGCUCGCCGCCGUCGCGGCCCUGGCAGCGGCGAUGAUGACCAUGCUGACAUGGAUGUUCUUUCGAUGGUACCUCAGUGGCAACUAACAAAGCUAUCUCUUCCUUAUCCUAUUUCCAUUCCUAAAAUAAAGAAUAUAUUUCAGAUUCUGG
Sciurus carolinensis (gray squirrel) is the source of this 1485-nucleotide messenger RNA. It is a transcript of the gene Spaca6, whose product is annotated as sperm acrosome associated 6. The record is from RefSeq and is a predicted model, not a curated record. Gene Ontology annotation, biological process: fusion of sperm to egg plasma membrane involved in single fertilization. NCBI's taxonomy places the organism in Eukaryota, Metazoa, Chordata, Mammalia, Rodentia, Sciuridae. The transcript is spliced from 10 exons. Bases 433 to 1422 code for a protein of 329 amino acids.